Xyrichtys novacula (pearly razorfish) is the source of this 5079-nucleotide messenger RNA. NCBI's taxonomy places the organism in Eukaryota, Metazoa, Chordata, Actinopteri, Labriformes, Labridae. The record is from the annotation of a GenBank genome assembly.
AUAUAUUGCGUCAUCUCUGCGCGUCUUGGGGCAAGUAAACAUUUCCGCUGUGUCGCGAUGGACUCAAACAAGGACGAAGCGGAUCGAUGCAUUAAAAUCGCCCUGAUCGCAGUCAACAACAACCAGCUCGAUAAAGCGAGGAAGUUUUUGGAAAAGGCGCAGCGUCUGUUCCCGACAGAUCAGGCCCAAAGUACGUCAAAUGAGCGUCUGUUUGAGGGGGGAUCAUAUUUCUGAUCAGGGGCCGAAUCAGCUAACGUUAGCAUAAACGACUUAACGUUAAACCAGCUGCUCCCAGUAGACCCUGGUACUUGUAGUCCUCUUAAGACCCCCUACCCGCAGUUUCUGUUGAAUAUUUUGUAGUUUAUUAUGAUCACAGAUUCACUCACAGUUCGUCUCAGGUUUCUCUGUCUCGGUGUUAGCCUCGUUAGCAUGCUGAUGGAUCAGGCUCUCUGUCUCUAUAACAUGGUCCCACUUUCUUCACAGACUUAUUGGACUCUUUGGUAAGGAAUGGGAAGCCUCCAGAUGAAAAUGGCAGUCAUGUCAACGGAGAAGGACCCUCUAUGAGACACCGCGGUCACCCGGAGGAGGCUGAUGGACCCGCACCGGGGCCUCAGGAGUCCUCCAAACCCUACACCGCAGAUCAGCUGGAGGCUGUCAGGAAGUGAGUCUACAUGUAGUCCUUAACAAAGCUGUGAUUCUGCUUUUGUUUUGUUUAAUCCGUGUUUAAGGAUGAUUUGUUUCUGUAGUUUUAUUACCUUUAGCUUUUUAAUGAAGUAGGGGAGACUGGGGUAAGUUUAGCCACCCCCUGUUUCUUGGAAAUGGUAAAAGAAAUUGAUCAUGUGACCAAAUAUUGAGGAGAUGGGCAUCAAUUCAUGGAGUCUGUGAAGGUUAGAAACAUAUGAGUGAAGGGGUUAGACAUUUAUUACCAAAAGAACAUAUUUCCUUCUUGAAAGUGAAUUUAGUCUGUCAUAAGUUUUAUUAGAAUUGUGUUCUGACCAAAAAAAGAUCAUUUUAAAUUUGUUUUAUACAUCAACUGUGGUAUCAAGGAGCUAAAACAUCAGUCCACUAUUUUAGUUUAGAGGAAAGUCAUAAUAGUAGUAAGUCUGAUGAGAGGAUCAGAGUUUCAGCUCAGAUUUUUGAAAUGUUUUACUUUUUCUUUUCAAUAAUACAGCUGUGAAUGUUAUGACCAUUUGAAUAGUGUAUGAUAGAUAAAAAUACACAUGAAUGUGAAGAGGUGACUGUUAUUUAGGGAGAGAGAAGGUAGUAGAGAUAUGGCUCAACUUACCCUGCUCCUAUGUUCAACUUACCCCAUACAUGGGGUAAGCUGACCAUAGUAGACCACUUUUUUGGCAUGCUAUAUUAUCAAGACAGUUAUGUUUACACUCAUUCUGUUGGUUUGCAGGGAUGCACAACAUCUUGAAAUAUAUGUAGAUACACUAGUUAGAGACAAAACUAUGAUUGCCUUGAUGUAGUGAUCUGAAAUAUGAAAAAUGGCUCAUCUUACUCCACUCUCCCCUACUUGUUCAAUCCUAAAAGGUCUCGAUAUAUCUGCAAUACAUUUAAAGUUAGUUUCUGUUUCUUAAGACUUCAUUCAAUCUUUAUUCCAAUUGACAACGCUUUGUAUUGUAUGUCAUGAGGAACUUGUAGGCUGAAAUUGUAGUUCUGACAGCUUACAGCUUAUUGAAGGUAGUGUAAACAAAGUACAUUUGAACAAACAAGGAUUUAAAAACUUGGGUAUCAUAGGCUUAUUUAGAUGGCUAAAUUUAGUGCAAAUCAAGGCCAGAUUCAGGAAAACAAAUAUCCAGGUUAAUCUUCUUAUUAUUGCUGGCUGACCGUCCAGAGAAAGAGUCUCAGAAAAUCCAGUCAAGUGCACAGACUGACUGAGAUAACCUCAGAGUUGUUGUAUGGUCAGCUCCUUUUCAAAAGGUGUUUGUGUCAGUUAAGUAUUUAAAUUCACACGCAGAUGUCUGACAGUUUAUCCAUGUGUGUUUGUACCAUGUUUAUCCGUAGGAUUAAAAGCUGUAAAGAUUAUUACCAAAUUCUGGGAGUUGAAAAGACUGCAUCAGAGGAGGAUCUCAAAAAGGCUUACAGAAAAUUGGCCCUAAAAUUUCACCCGGAUAAGAAUCACGCACCUGGAGCCACAGAGGCAUUCAAAGGUAAAUCAAAACUCCUCCCCAGUGCUGAUCCCUGCAGAGACUUCAGAGUAAGCUGUACGUUUAUUUGUAUUUCUUAAUGUUUUUCAGCUAUUGGAAAUGCAUAUGCAGUGCUGAGUAACACAGAGAAACGAAGGCAGUAUGACCAGUAUGGAGAAGAGAGAUCACACCCAACUAGACACAGACACUAUCGGGAUUUCGAGGCAGACAUAUCGCCUGAGGACCUCUUCAACAUGUUCUUCGGUGGAGGAUUCCCAUCAAGUAAGUAGAGGCCAAAUGAAAACAGGCGCAGAGACCCAAGAGGGGCUUAUUAUUAUGUGUUUUAUGUUUUAUUACAUACAAAUAUUUUCUGCCUUUCAAAUCAACAUUUCCAAGAUAAGUUGUCUCUAUUUGAAAAUACCUCAAGUGUGAAAGUGAAUGUUGAUGUUUUGGCUCUAUUUCCAUAUUUCUUGUGAUAUAUUUGUUUAGAGGGACUAAAAGCCAACGAUUAGUCAGCACUCAUGCGGUCAGAUACUGCAAGUGUGUUAAAAGGUUUGUGCUGAGUCCUUUUAGAGUUUGCUCCACUCAGCUCUUAUCAGUGAUCACUCUGAGACAGAGCUGUCUGACUGGAUGAUCAGCCUUGUGAGGGACAGUAUUUCCCCACACAAGGAGAUACUAAGUGUAAGCUAGUCAUGUCAUUAUCUUCUCAUUAAUAUCUCACAAGACAAGACUAUUUUCGGGUUGUGCUCAGCUGGUUUGUGUUGUUCAUCUCUUUGUUUUUUAUUUAUCGAAACACAAGUUGCACCGCAGCUUAAUGUAGUUUGCUCUAAAUUGUUGUAAACUGGGUCAUAAUCCUCCUUAUUCUUUUUCAGGUAAUGUCCACGUUUACAGAAAUGGAAGAAUGCAUUUUGCACAACAUAACAGGCAAGAAAGAAGAGAACAACAGAGAGAUGUAAGCCCAGUUAAAAAGACGAAUAUCGCACAUGAAUUUGAUGUUAGUUUAUUUUUUGUCUUGUUUGUGGUAACUGUGUCGUUUUUUUUCCUGGACAGGGAGGUCUGGCUCUGUUUGUACAGCUGAUGCCAAUCUUAAUCCUCAUCAUCGUGUCCGCUCUCAGCCAGAUGAUGGUCACUCAGCCUCCGUACAGCCUUAGCUCCCGCCCGUGAGUGCUUAACUUUUUCAAAGAUAGGGCUUUAUGAGGACACGUAAGAUUAUCUUAUCUGCAGGGGUGGAUCAGAACAAAACAAUAUCUUGUCUUUACACAUUAGGUCGGCUGGACAUAUUCACAAAAGGCAUACGUCACACCUGAAGGUGCCUUUUUAUGUGGGAGAGCGUUUCAAUGAAGAAUAUACCGGGACGAACCUGAAGACUGUGGAGAGGAGUGUAGAAGAAGACUACAUCUCAAAUCUUAGAAACAACUGUUGGAAGGAAAAGCAGCAGAGUGAGUGCACACCACCUUUCUACAUUUGCUUGUCUGCUUUAUAACUAAAUUCUCUUAUUUUGAGCCCUGAAACUGUGAUUUUCCUGACAUUUUUUCCUUAAUGUUGAAUCUAAGAUGGCUCUCUUUGUCUUAUUCUUUAUUACUGAAGUGAAAUGACACAUUUUGAGCUACUUAUAUCCCCCUCAGAAGAAUUAAAUCCCUGUCAAACUCUGCUCUUGUGCUUUCAGAGGAAGGCUUACUUUAUCGUGCUCGUUACUUUGGGGAUUCAGAGUUGUACCAAAGAGCACAGAGGAUGGGGACUCCCAGCUGUUCCAGACUAUCUGAGAUUCAGGUUAUAUUGGAUGGCUAGACACCAAGUGCAUACACACAAGUAAGUUAAAAUCAACAUUUCAAUGACUUUACGCUGAAACUGCAACUGUAUCAAGUAUAUCAAGAUCUUUGACGUGAUCUAUGCUCCCCAAAAGCACACUCAGAGUUUGAGUGUUGGAAUUUAAUUAAAAACUCGCCUCAAACGUGAUAUUCAGUCAAGCUGUAAGCUCAGAUUUAUAUUUAUCUUAUUGACACAUGGAAAUGCAGGAGUAAGCAGGGACUGACACUCGAUAUUCAGGAGUCAGCUGAGUUGUCUCGUGUGUUUCCUUCAAGCCCUCUAAUACACCAACACAGUCCACUUUUAACUGCAGUACUUUUCUUGUACAGCAUUAAAAAAGAAUCAUUCAAAGCAUCUGAAGCAACAUUUUUUCAUGUUGCUGUUCUUCUGAUAAAGCGUUACACGUGUGAUAAUGAUCAUGAACAAUUUGUGCAGAAAACCGGUCUGAUGUGCAUGCACAGAAACCCCACAACGAUCUCCUCUCUAAAUUGCUUCUUUUGUCUUCCAGGUUUGUUGGUACUUGAAUCUAAGUUGAUGAAAUCAGUUGGAGCGUACUGAAAUUGGAGCAUAUUUUUCUGCAGCAAACCAAGAGAAUCAAAAAAUGCCUUACGUGCAGUGGGCAGUGAACUCAUCAGGGAACCUCUCUGCAACUCUGUGUAGAUUGACUUCCUCUAGGACUGUGAGAAGCUUUGAGUUGACCGCUGACAUUUUCUUACUCUAGUGUCUUCAGGAUGGUGAGGGUCCGUCAGGCAUCGUGCUGGAAAGUAAGAGCGUAGUUGUCCGUUUGAUGGUAAAUGAAGCUGCUAAGAUAAGCUUUCUCUGUCCCAGUCUUUUUUUGUUUGUCUUUUUAACAUUUUGAGAAACCUCAUGGCCUUCUCAUAGACAGACGUCUGAGCCACUCACAAGGAAAGUGUGUAAUUUUUAUAGUUCUUACCACUGUAAAUAUUCAUUUUACUUUUAACAGUGCAGGGUUUUAUUGAAGUUAAUAUCAUUUACUAUAACAUUAUGUGGAUUUGCUUGUAGCCUGUUGGAUCAUAAGUAUUGAAAUUGUUGCACAGAAUAAAAGUAAACCAUAUUUAUUAAAUUAACAUGCUAAUACUGUAUGAAAGUUUCUUUGAAUUAAAUCUGUCCCAGUGGUUGA